AUGGCUUAUCUAGCUGACUCGUUUAUCGGGAGGUUCCAAACACUGUUGUUUUCAAAUAUUGCUUAUAUCGGAGCUUUGGUGCUGUUUUAUAUGUUUCAUCCAUAUGAUGUGACUUGGCUUCUUGUGAUCUCACUAGUUCUGUUAGCUCUUGGAACAUCAGGUGACCAAAUUUUAGAAGAUGUACUUCAGGACUUGGUAAAUGACAUUGACAAGUCACCAGAUCGGGAAGAAACACGAUCUAUUGCACGUGCAACAAUUUGGUCACGUGUAACUAACAUGUCGGCUGCCGUGUUAUCAACAUUACUGUGGGCUAUCCCUCAUGCUACUAGUGGGCUCGAUUCAUCUUGGAAAAGUGCAUUCGUUAUUUGCAUAAUCCCAAUGAUAUUAGCUGUGAUUGUAUCUGGAUUUGGUCAUAAUGUUUAUCAUCAGGGCGAGCUUACAGAAAUUCAACUUGACAUCUUAGGGUGUUUGAAGAUUUUUUCAAGACAUAAAAGAUCUCCAAAGAAUAUGGAUAUAGAAAAGGGAGAAACCGAAGGGAUAAAACAAGAAAUAACGCUACACUUAGAAGAUAAAGUGGUUCUAAAGAGCCUUUUAGAAAUGCUUCCCAUGUGGGUAGUAUUUUCGGUAGUGUCCAUAAUAUCAGCAGCUGGGAACACAUUCUUUCUUCAACAAUACAGCAACCUAGAUACCGACAAUGACAUUGCAGUACAACUCUACACCUUGGUUCAAGAAUUUUCAAGCUUUGCCAUCGCAUUUUUAUAUCGUUGGAUUUGUUGUUUGCCAAAAAAUGAGAAGGUCAAAAUUGGGGUAGGAAUGCUUUGUGGACUAGUAAGUUGUAUUUGUGCAUGGCAACUAGAGGUUUAUAGGUUAAAAGAAGUCAGUUAUCUGGUUGAUGAAGAACAUACAUAUACUUCCAUAAGUUUUCUAUGGUUAGUACCUCAAUUCUGUUUGGUUGGUUGCAUGAAAGGGCUUACUGAGGAAGGGCUAUUAGAGUUCUACAAUUCACAAAUGAAAAAAGAGCACUAUUUGCAGCGUUAUCGGGAGGAAUAUAUUGCAUUUGUGAUGGGCAUAGGAAAGGUUCUAAACAUUUUUCUUAUCUUAAUAUGUAGAGGAUGGUUCGGGGACACGAUUAAUGAAAGUCGGCUAGACAAGUACUAUUCGGUUAUGGUGUGUGUUGGAUCAGCAAACUUCAUAACCUAUUGUUGCAUUGCAAGGUUUUUUUACAAGGGCCAAGAGUUGGUUGAUGCUGAUGAUGACGUCGACUUCGCUAAUGAUGAUGUACAACAAGAUCAUUUUAUAGAGCAAAGUAGCGACAUUGAACAACAGAAAGACUUGGCUAAUGAUGAUCAGAAUCAUGAUAAUCAGGACUUUGCUAAUGAUGAUUUACAACGGUAUUAUUCAAGAGAGCAAUCCAGAGACAUUGAACAAAACCGGGACACGGGUUUGGCGUCUAGUUUUGAAUCAAGUAAAGUAGUGUUGGAACUUAGUUGA
Messenger RNA from Helianthus annuus (common sunflower), 1491 nucleotides. RefSeq names its product protein NRT1/ PTR FAMILY 5.10-like. The record is from RefSeq and is a predicted model, not a curated record. Gene Ontology annotation, biological process: transmembrane transport. Gene Ontology annotation, cellular component: membrane. The coding region runs from base 1 to 1491 and encodes 496 amino acids. The transcript has 4 exons. Gene Ontology annotation, molecular function: transmembrane transporter activity. NCBI's taxonomy places the organism in Eukaryota, Viridiplantae, Streptophyta, Magnoliopsida, Asterales, Asteraceae.